GGAGUUAUAAGAAAACCACGAGCAGCAGCUGGAUUCCGUGGCACUGUGCGCUAUGCUCCAAUUUCAUGUCAUAUGCAAAGAGAGCUAUGUCGAAAGGAUGAUGUAGAAACAUGGGUUUAUCAGCAAGUGGAAUUGACAGUUGGAAGAGUACCCUGGAGAGAAGUACAAGAUAUAAACCAGUAUGAAAAUUAUCAAAAAUACAAAGUUGUUGAACAUACAUGCUAUCGUGCACUUGUUAAGGUUGGAGAAUACAAGAAGAGAUGUCGUCAGCCACCGGGCUUAUAUGAGCUGUUUGCUGCACCGUGUCCGAGAGAGUAUGUUGAGAUUCUGCAAUUGGUGGAUUCGCUGAAGUACUACGACCAACCAAACUACGCUCAAAUUUACGCGGUGAGUGAUUGUAACCAGAUAUUUUACUAUGAGAGGCACUCGAGCUCAAUCUUUUCUGUUCUACAUGAUAUGUACAGAUAUGCUUUGGUAUGAUU
Molecule: messenger RNA, 482 nt
Organism: Cylicostephanus goldi
Lineage: Eukaryota; Metazoa; Nematoda; Chromadorea; Rhabditida; Strongylidae
Source: the annotation of a GenBank genome assembly